This is a messenger RNA of Hydractinia symbiolongicarpus, 2324 nucleotides long. RefSeq names its product glutamate receptor ionotropic, NMDA 3A-like. The record is from RefSeq and is a predicted model, not a curated record. Gene Ontology annotation, biological process: synaptic transmission, glutamatergic; modulation of chemical synaptic transmission. NCBI's taxonomy places the organism in Eukaryota, Metazoa, Cnidaria, Hydrozoa, Anthoathecata, Hydractiniidae. The coding region runs from base 74 to 2248 and encodes 724 amino acids. The transcript is spliced from 5 exons. Gene Ontology annotation, molecular function: transmitter-gated monoatomic ion channel activity involved in regulation of postsynaptic membrane potential; glutamate-gated receptor activity. Gene Ontology annotation, cellular component: plasma membrane; postsynaptic membrane.
GGUGCUUUAUGAGAUAUAUUAAUUUUUCCAUUCUGGAAAUAUAUGUAAAAACGUGCAUACGCAAAAAUAUAGAAUGGGAUUACUUGGAUGUUCAAUAUAUUUAUUUACUUUUUAUUUAUUGUUCUUCAAUGUAAAGCUUACAUAUGGAAACACGAAACUGGUUCAUUCAGAGAACAUUGCAUGCCACAUAUUAAAGAACUCGCACAAGAAUAAUGAUUCCUUCCAAAUAGUCAGUUUAAAAGAAGACAACGGCCUUUUGGAUUUACUAAACGUGUCUAAAGAGAGUAUUAAUUUGUAUACCAUUUUGCCAAAACCUAGUAACAAUUUGAUUGGACGAUGGAGAGGUUAUUAUGGAUUGUUUCAUGUAAGUUUUAACAUUAAAGAAAACGUGGUGCCUGGUGGAUGUUCUGGCGAACACAGCAGUAUUUCGAACGUACAGAGAAAUCUAGUUGAUGUAAUAACAAGUAACAUAUUAAAGAAAAGAAAUGCUGUUCAAAGUAUUCAAAUUGUGACUAGUGAGGUCUCCAGAAAUCUUUCAGUCUACAAGAUAAUAGUUGACCAAUUCAGAUGGAACAAUGUGAAAACCUCACGUUUCCAUUUUCAAACUUAUUAUAAUUAUGAAUUCGUCAACCUUUUAGAUCGCCUGAGCGAUCGAUCAGUUGUUUUUUUAAUGUUGUGGAAAUGUGAGAUUCUACUGUUUUUGGAUAUUUUGCAGAAAUAUAAUCUCCCUGAAGGAAUUUUAUGGAUAGUACCAAGUGCAAGCGACGAUAUUUCAAAAAGAUAUCCUGGUAUACAUGUUGUUGAUGCUAGGAAAUUACUGGUUAAUUGUCAAAAACAAAUAUCCUUUAAAGAAAGUGUCACGUGUUCUGUUUAUGCUCCAGGUCAGACCUUACAAGAAACAUCAUGUAAAAAUACAAUAGACUUACCAAAGGACCACACAAAACGCAAGUUAAGAGUUUUUACAGUACUUGCCCCUCCAUUUGCAGUUGAAGUUCCAGACAAUCUUAUCGCUUCAGAUCAACAUAUUUGUUUUAAUUCAGUAACAUGUAACAUACCCGAAACCCCUGGACACUAUCGAAAGUCCUGCUGUUCUGGACUAUCGUUAGAAUUGUUUGAUGCUAUAGCAAAGAAGUUGAAGCUGUCCUAUGAUCUCUUUAUUCCUGAAGAUGGAUUAUAUGGAGGCUUCCACAAUGGAUCCUGGAACGGUGUUAUAGGUGAGAUCCAUAGAGGGGAAGCGGAUGUUGGCGCCCAGGUUUUUGCACCAAACGAAGCUCGAAGUCAUGUUGUUGAUUUUACCGAGCAUUUUAUGAUUUCAUCUAUAGCUGUUAUUAUGAGGAAAUCUUCCAAGAAGGAGCUUGGAAUUGUAAACUGGAAAUUUGUUCAAGUGUACGAAAAGAACUUUAUAUUCCUAAUUGGAGCAAUGAUUACAUCAGCAAUUUUAUUUGCUUUUGCAUUCGAAAACAUUUGGGCUAAAAUCAGGGACAAACGUUUGUAUUCGAUCAGCAUGUCGUAUUUAUUUUUCUGUGGAUUGACAUUGCAGAGGGAUAUUGCUGGCAAAGUACCCAAAAGAUGGUCAACCAGACUGCUUUCAAUUAUCUACUCCUUGUCUAUUCUAAUCAUUAUGACAACUUAUACAGCUCAAUUGACAAAAACCAAUGUAUUUUAUGGAAGAAAUACUAAUGUCAAUGGAAUCAAAGAUCAAAAGAUUUUGUCGCCGUCAUUAAAAUUUAAAUUUGGUGUUGAAAAAGGUACAGUUACAGAAAGCUAUUUUCAAUAUAGUAAUAUAAAAACGUUCUCCAAUGUUUACCAAUAUCUCGAACAGCAUCUCAUAUCCCCACCACAAUCCGGAUUCGAACUUGUUCAUACAGGGAAGUUAGAUGCUUAUAUUGGUGAUUACGUGUAUGACUUUCAUCGUAUUGCAACAAAAGAGUUUUGCUCAGAUUUAACAAUCAUCCAAGAUGACACAUAUGUCACAUCGUACACGUUUCCCGUGAGGAAAAAUUCAAAAUUAAAAGAAAAAUUAUCCGAUGAAAUAAGAACAAUGAAAAACAACGGUCGAGCAGCAAAUAUUAUAGAUAAAUGGCUGGGUAAUGUAAAUUGUUCAACCAUGGAGCCUGGCGCCGACAAAUUUAGCUGGCAAUAUGCAGGAGGUCUAUUAGUACUGAUGGGAGCUAGUUUGGCAUUGGGUUUGGUCGUUAUUUUAUGCGAAAAAUUUUACAUUCAAUUCUUGGCGGGCAGAAAAUUAUAAAAUGCAACAGAAAAUAACAAUUGAAUGCUUAGUUAAUUAUUUUAAAGUAACAAAGAUGGUCAAAUGACACGAGAGC